AAAUCUGGCAACCCUGGAAGUGAGAAAAGAGCAGAGCAGAGCAGAGCAGUGCAGAGCAACCACCAGGGAAGGAAAAGCCUGAAAGAUCUCCAAAGAAGCUGGACAUAAGCACAGGAUAUAGACCCGCACACUCGCUUUACAUGCCCUUCGACGAAUUGUCCUUCUGCGGCUCCAGUUUUCUGGUGUUUUAGGGUUCCGCGUUUUAAAGAUCGGAAAGCACUGUGAACACAGAGAGUAAUGGAGCUGUAUUGUCUGGAAGUGGACACCGUGGUGCGAGCUCGUCCCGACCCGAACCUCCUCGGCGAUGAGAGGGUGCUUCAGAGCCUUCUGACCAUCGAGGAGAGGUUUCUGCCUCAGUGCUCCUAUUUUAAAUGCGUACAGAAAGAUAUCCAGCCUUUCAUGCGCAGGAUGGUGGCCACUUGGAUGCUGGAGGUCUGCGAGGAACAAAAGUGCGAGGAGGAAGUUUUCCCACUGGCUAUGAACUACUUGGACAGGUUUUUAGCAGUUGUACCCACCAGAAAGUGUAACCUGCAGUUGCUCGGCGCAGUGUGCAUGUUUCUGGCGUCCAAACUGAAAGAGACGCGUCCUCUAACUGCAGAAAAGCUAUGUAUCUACACUGACAACUCCAUCCGACCGCAAGAACUCCUGGAAUGGGAAUUGGUGGUUCUCGGUAAAUUGAAGUGGAACCUGGCUGCUGUCACUCCUAACGACUUCAUUGAGCACAUUGUGAAGAGGCUGCCUCUGCCUGAGGAUAAGCUGGACCUGAUCCGCAAGCAUGUGCAGACUUUCAUCGCCCUGUGCGCAACAGAAUUCAACUUUGCCAUGUAUCCUCCAUCCAUGAUUGCCACAGGCAGCGUGGGAGCAGCAAUCUGUGGACUGCAGCUCAACAACACAAACCACGCACUGUGGGGGGACAACCUUACAGAACUGCUCGCUAAGAUCACAAACACAGAAGUCGACCUGUUGAAGGCAUGUCAGGAGCAGAUUGAGCGUGUGCUGACGAACAGCCUAAGGGAGGGACGCAGGCAGCAGCACAAGCAGCAGCAGCAGGACCAGAACAACCCACGCAACAAAGCCUUGGAUGACCAGGACCAGUCCAGCACCCCGACCGAUGUACGAGACAUCAACUUGUGAGCUCGCAGGAACGGUGCCUGGAUCUAAAGGAAAAAAAAAAACAACAAAAAACAAAAAUGACAAAAAAAAAAACAAAAAAACAGCCCAUGAAAAAGUGCUUGCUAGUCUUUGUAGGUUUUUAUUCUAUUCUAAAAGGAAGAAGAAAUACACUUCAUAAGAAAUCAAAGAUAUUUUAGAAAUAAAUAUAGGUAUUUUUUAAAUGAAUUGAUACUGAUGCAAAAAUUUCUGUGGUGCUUCAGACAAGUAGAAGGGAAGCCAAUAGUAUUUUGCAAACUAUUUUUCAUUGUAUAAACAAAAUAUAUAUAUAUAUAUAUAUAUUCAUUUAAAAUGAAUAUUGAGUUAUAUUAAUUUUUUUUCCUCAGUAGAAAAAAGCUCAAGUUUAAAGAGCCUGAAAUGGUCAACUUUAUAAGACUGGCUUGUAAAGGUACACAAAUGGGGCUUUGUUUUUUUCCUGCUUUGUUGUGUUUCAGUUCAUGUUCGAAAAGUCUGAGCAUGAACGCACACAAGGGGUGUCAUGAUACUUGUUAGUUGAGUCCCCGUUUGGCUGUGUGGUAAAGAUGUUAAAGGCCCACGAAUGUUAGGUGGAACAGGUUUUGGUAAAAGCCUUACAGUAAGAAUGUGAUUGAUUUAUCUGUCUCAACAAAAGGUCCUCUGGGUAAAAUUUGGGUAAAGACAAUUCCAAUUUGUUAUAUUGUGCCAUCAAUGUUAAAAUGAUUUAAAAAUUGCUUGCAUUAACCAAAUCAAAACAUCUUAAAUGUCACAAUGCAAAUUUUAUAAUAAUUCACCCAGUCAAGGGUCAUGUAUUGAGAACAGUCAAUUAUUAUUAUUAUUAUUAUUAUUAUUAUUAUUAUUAUUAUUCAAUCAGCAACUUAUUGUCUCUCGAUUCUCAAAGCAUAGAGACGUCAAUAAGCUUUUGACAGGCUGCUUGUGUGUGUAUGCAUAUGUGUUUCUGUAUGUGGGUACAUGUAUGUGUGUGCGUGUGUGUGUUUGAGAGGGAGACAGUGAGAUGUGUGUGCUUUGUUGUUGGUGAACUAUCAAGAUUAUGGUUCAAGUUGAGACCACACAGUCAGAGGAGUAGACAGGGGACAAAGAAUAAGUCUACAGUGCUUUUUUUUAUUUUUUUUUAUUUGAAGGGUCACGGGCUACCUGUAUCACUGCCUUCUAUUCAUGCGCUUUUAUUUUUGGGCCUGGGACAAGAGGUUGAACCCAGUCCAGUGCACGGGAUGGUGAGGAGGCUAGAAAGAGAGGAGACAGAAGACUACCUUCUUCAAGAUGCUUUUAUGGGUAAAUGUAAUUUUUUUCGACAAAGAAGGGUGUGAAGGAGAAGUUUGUAUGUCAUUACGACCUCCUUUGGAGUUUAACAGUUGUGUUGUAUACAGGCAGUCGAUUUUGUAAAACGCAUUUAUUCGGCUCAUCGCCGUUAUGAGUUGAAGGAACCCAGGGCUACUUGAGUGUAGAUUAAAGAGGCGCUGAAACAGAAUUUCACACGGAGAGCAUGGAUUCUACAUGCAGUCAAUGAAAGUGCAUGGUGGCAUGAGAUUCGUGCGCAGAGGAGGAGCAUGGUGGUCAUUAAAGCUGUGUGAGUUUAAGGAGAGAUGUAUGCUGCUGCUGAGAUAGACAUACAUUGGCAUACAGGAGAGGAGGCCAAAGGCGAGGACUAGAUAUUGUUCCAUAGAUCACAUGAUAAUUUAAGUUCUUUUAUAUAUUUGCUUGUUUGACUGUUCAUUUUGUGUAUUUCCUUUUUUUUUUUUUUUUUUUUGGAUUACAGACCAGUAUCUAAACCAGUUUGAUUGACACUGCCAGCUAAUUGGUGGGGAAGGUAAUACACAGGGAAGCUUAAUUGAUUAGGGGAAAAUUUGUUGAUCUGUGCAUCUGUAUUUCCUCAGUUUCAACAACGAAGCACUUUGAGCACAUAUUUCCCUUAGGUCACAGAGAGAAAAAAAUGGGCCAUUAUUUACGUGUCAUGUGUAUCCCUCCCAAAAGAAAGAAAGGGAGCUGAUGCGAUGUACACUGUCACAACAAUGCCAACAUUCCAACAGAAAUGACAAUAUUCAAAUUUCCAAAUGUUCAGGUUAAGGAAAAUGCAUGUUUCCCCCCCAAGGCCUCUCUCUUCUUUACUUGAAAUUUUGUUUGCUGUUCAUUGAAAUGUUAAUUGGUUUUUAUACAGUUGUAAAUGGUAAAAAUAAAACCUUGUAACAUCAGUAAGUUGCCCGCUCCAGGGCAUUCAUUUAAUUUAUACAAAGUAAACUGGUGAAGCUGCUCUAUCGGAGGGAAAAAAAUGCCUUGUUUCAUAUGGUGCCUUAAUUCCUUAAUUUAGGGAGUGUUGUCCUGUGCCAUUGUGCCUUGAUCAGACUGCUGAAGUAGCCUUCAGUGUCCACUAUCUUGUCAUCUCCUACAAAAAGUGCUGCUUCCAAAGGAUGGACUGGCAUAUGAUUUAGCAAAGAGUCACAAUUCUCUGACUAUGAUUAAGGCAGUGUGUGUUAACAGCACAACACAAACACUUGUGCACAAGUCGCUUAGCUUGCGCUAAGAAGAUUGUUAGGGGCGGUUUAGCUUUGUUUUGAUAAGCAUAGUCUGUGUUUUUCUGUGGGUAAAGGAGACUUCAUUGUUAGAUUGUUUUUUCAUGCAUAGCAUAUUUCCUAGAGGCAAUUGGAUUCCAUAAUUCAGGUUCCUCCCACUCUUUCACUUAAAUAGCCCAUUAUCAAGCAAUUAUUUUAUCUUUUCCUGUUUUAUCACUCACCCCAGUGCUCUGAAAAUUAGUUGUAGUACUGUUUUUAGAAUUUCUGGGUGGGCUUGGGCUUGGAUAUGGACCGAAAUUUGCUUUGUACGGUUUGAUACUGUAUUCCAAAGUGAAGAGGGGGUAGAAGUGGUUGUGAAGACAUCAAUCAAGUGUCAAUAUUUUUUGAGUUAUUGUUUUUUUUUCUCCGCUGCUAAAAGCUAUGAUUUUUGUUUCAUCUUAUACACAAAAAUAACAUAGUUGUGAUGUCACUUGAGUGUGCUGCUAUUUUAUAAACAAUUGUAUUAUAAUUAUUUUACUGCUUACAGAAUACUUUGAGAAUGCAGAAGUAGAUGGUAAAUAGAAGAUCAAGAAAUGUAAUGAGUAUUCGACUGGAAAUGCUCUUUGUACAGUAUGCUCUGAAAGCAUGAUUUCUUUCUUUUUUUAUCUUUGUUUUCCUGCUCUGUUACCUUUUCCUCUCACAGUCUGUAAGUAUGGUAUGUCUAUACCUCAGGUUUACUGGACAAAAGAAAACAAGUCUCUCAGUACCUCAAAACUCAUCACAGUUUUCUGGGAGCCAAUGAAAGACCGCAUACAGUGGAGAUUCUGAUGGGGGGACUUUGUAUAGUCUUCAUUUAAUGAAGCGUGAACAGCUUAAGGCUCCCACAUGGACUUCAACCUACUAUAGUGGAUGGAGGGGGAGGAAAGUUGACCAAUGUUUUAAUUUUGGGUCUAAGAGCUGAGAUAUACAAAUAGUGAUACAGUUGUACAUAAAUCUUUUGUAUAAAUUUGGAAUCUUAUUUCUCCAAACACCUUAACACACAUGAAAGUCCUAUACAAAGUGACAAAAUGUUGAUGGACUUUGACAUGUAACUGAGUUGCACUUUGCCUUAGCCUUAAUAACACAUUUUUUCAGAUGUGCUGAAGGUAUUUUCAUCAACUGGUGUAGUAUGAACUGUGACACCAUGCCAAUAGGACAGCUCUCAACAACAUAUAACCGUGUGUGACAAAUUUAACUAUUUGAAUGUCAACAUUUACAUGGAUUCUGUUGCCUCCCUCCACUAUGACCUUGUCAUGUACCUCAAUAAUGUCUGUUGCACAGCCUCUCUCCCAAUAAAUAUCUGCUUCAAUGUG
This is a messenger RNA of Tachysurus fulvidraco (yellow catfish), 4984 nucleotides long. It is a transcript of the gene ccnd2a, whose product is annotated as cyclin D2, a. The coding region runs from base 238 to 1134 and encodes 298 amino acids. The record is from RefSeq and is a predicted model, not a curated record. Gene Ontology annotation, molecular function: cyclin-dependent protein serine/threonine kinase regulator activity. Gene Ontology annotation, biological process: positive regulation of G1/S transition of mitotic cell cycle; mitotic cell cycle phase transition; regulation of cyclin-dependent protein serine/threonine kinase activity. The transcript is spliced from 5 exons. Gene Ontology annotation, cellular component: cytoplasm; cyclin-dependent protein kinase holoenzyme complex; nucleus. Lineage: Eukaryota; Metazoa; Chordata; Actinopteri; Siluriformes; Bagridae.